AUGUCCUGCCAACAAGAAAUCAACAUGAACUACUCCACUUUGGAGGCCAUGCGCCGCCAGGAAUGCACUGGCUACAAAUGUGAAGACUACCUCCACAGCAAACUGCAAAAGUCCUUCUCUCCCACAUCUGCGAUUGAUGCCAUGUUCAUGACAAACUUUGCAGAUCAACAAGGAUCCACAAUGACACAAGAAGAUAUCAUGGUCUGCAUCAACAACCGAUCCAAAAUGGCACAGUGGUGCAUGACACUCAUGGAUGCUUGCCAGUUGAGCCGUGAAACUGUUACCAUUGCCAUGAGUUAUUUGGAUCGUUUCCUGGCCACCCCCACGGGAUCAGAAUGCAUUGAAGAUUCUGCCGCCUUUCAAUUGGCCUGCAUGACUGCUCUCUACUCGGCCAUUAAGAUCCACGAAGAAAAGGCCAUUAGUCCCGAAGUCCUCUCUACCAUUUCCCGGGGAUUCUACUCCAAACAAGACAUGGAAGCCAUGGAAUGGCGCAUGUUGCAAGCACUGCAAUGGCGUGUCAAUGUUCCCACGCCACUGGCAUUUGUGCGGGAAUACCUCCAAAUGAUUCCUUCUGCCGUCCUCACUGAUGCUUGCAAGGACCAACUCCUCACUCUGGUCAAGAUCCAAACCGAGCUUGCCGUUGCCAACUACAGCUUUGUCACCAUCAAGCCAUCCAGCAUUGGAUUCGCUGCCUUGAUGAAUGCCUUGGAGGUGGUCGGACUGGACUUUGGAAUCCUCCACCAAUUCAUCUUGGCUGUCUCCGAUUUGGACACGGACGAAAUCUUCCGCAUUCAAGCCACGCUCUUUGCCGCAGUUUCCACCAUGACAAGUCUGCGUGGAGUCUGUGGACAAGAAGCACGACGCGUCAUUUCCGACAAUGCUACUUCCAGACCCAAGCGUCGUCAGUCUCAUACCAUCUCGCCCCGAGCUGUCACCGAUCAUGCACAGAUUGCAUAG
Molecule: messenger RNA, 957 nt
Organism: Seminavis robusta
Lineage: Eukaryota; Bacillariophyta; Bacillariophyceae; Naviculales; Naviculaceae
Source: the annotation of a GenBank genome assembly